AUGUCUAUUAAUCAAUCAAAUAAUAUUGAUGAUGAUGAUCCAAUUUCAAUGGAAGCAAAUGAUGAUAUAUCUAAUGCUCCAGUCUUCGCACAAAAUCAAACAUCUGAUGAUCGAAUUUCAAUGGAAGUAAAUGAUGACACAUCUGAUGUUCCAGUCUUCGCACAGAAUCAAACUUUGGAACAAGUGCGACGACGAACAUUUUCUCAUUGGCCACAUUCUUCAUCAGAAUUUAUUGAUCGAAUAAAACAAGCUGGAUUUUUCGGGUUUAACCUUGGUGAUCGUGUUAUAUGUAUUCAUUGUGACCUUAUCUGUCAACAAUGGAUACCAAAUAAGGAUGAUCCAUGUGAGAUUCAUAGAGCUAUUUCACCUAAUUGCUCAUAUGUACGAUUAAGACUAAUUAACUAUCAACCACCACCACCACCUGUCAUUAAUACUGGGCUCAGUCCAACAGUAAAUGUAACUCAUUCUCCUAUAAAUGUCUCAUCUCCUAUCGAUUUAACUCAAUAUGAAAUAAUCGCCAAAACAUCCCCUAACUCUCAAUAUAAUGAAUUAAUCAAACGAGUGGAGUCAUUUAAUAACUGGCCUUAUACAAACUUGCCAUCUGUUGAUGAUCUUGUUCGAGCUGGAUUUUUUUAUACAGAUAUGGCAGAUACUGUCACCUGUUUUUAUUGCACUGGAUCAUUACAGAACUGGAACUCAAAUAAUGAUCCUACGAGAGAACAUUUACGAUGGUUUCCUCAUUGUACUUAUGCUCGACAAUUAUCUAAUGAGAAUAACGUGUACCGAAAUGGUGUGGGAUCUCAACGUUCUCAACAAGUGCAACUCCUAAUUAAUUCAGGGUUUGAAAGAAACCGUAAUAGUGGAUCCAGAAUGAAUAUUUUGGCUAUUAAUCGUCUAGCAGCUCUACCUAAUGCUGAUAAUACAACAAAACGUAUGGUCGCUGCUCGAUUAGAUUUACCUAUAUCACAGCGAUCAACAAGGAUUUUUGGAGCAUCAAUUGUUAGACAAUGUUGGGAAGAUCAGUUACAAAUCAAAGGAGGUGAUUUUGUUUCUGAACUUGAUCUUUAUAUAGCUUGUAGAAUUCUUCACCCAUAUAUUCAAUAUAUUAAUGGUAACAGUCCUGGAAAUAUUGUUAUACCAAGCGUUAGAAUGAGACAACUAGAACUGCAAAGAUUGCCAGAUGUCAUUAAAUCAAUAACUACCCGUCUUAAAAUAAUACAAUCAACAGCAACUGGUACUCAGGCACAAGAGUUACCACAUAAUUUAACACCAUCCAAUCUUUGUGUCCUUUGCUUGACGGAAGAAAAACGACUUGCAUGUCUACCUUGUGGUCACUUAGUUACAUGUGUUCCAUGUGGUCAUGCAUUAAGAUCAUGUCCAAUAUGUCGAUGUAAAAUUGACGCUUUUGUGCGAAUAUAUAAUGUUUCAAAAAAACUGAACAUGAUUUUAAUGGAAUGA
Adineta steineri is the source of this 1458-nucleotide messenger RNA. The record is from the annotation of a GenBank genome assembly. Lineage: Eukaryota; Metazoa; Rotifera; Eurotatoria; Adinetida; Adinetidae.